AUGGUGUCCAAGUUUAUCGUGUUUGUUACCGCUUUGGCUUUGUGCCACGCCAAACCAUUCUUGAUCGCAGGACCUCAGCCAUACUAUGGCCGCAUUGAGAGCACCCCCAGCAUCGCUUACGGCUUUGGCAGUGGGUUCAGCAGCAACAUUGGCGGCAUAACUCACACUUCGGGCAUCGGACACUCUUUCCAAACCGGCAACGCCGAGGCCUACGGUGGCGGCUUCGCCAACAGCGACGGUCCAGCCUACGCAAGUGGAAUCGGAAUCGCUAACACCGGAGUCCAGCCCCAGCAAUACUACAGAACGUACAACGUUCAGCCUGCGGUCUACCGUCCUGCCCCUACCUACACAAGCUACCAGCCAGCUAUUUACAACACAGGAUACUAUCGCGACCAGGGGUCAGCCAUUGCUUCAGCUCAAAAUUUGAACAACUACGGCACUUCUAUCGCUCAAAGCCAAUCCGGAUCCAGGCAAGGAUCAGCCGUGUCGACUGUCAGUAACUUAAGAGGUCUCGGUUAUGGAUCUGUAGCAUCAGCUACCGCUAACGACGGAUUUGGUACGGUCAUCUCCAGCGCUGACAGUCGCGGAACUGCUAUCUCGUCAGCUCAAACUCGUGACGGUCAAGGAGAUUACAGCAACGUAGUAUCGGCGGCACAAAACAUCGGAGGAUAUAGAGCCAGCACCGCUCAGAGCGUCCAGCAAAGCGGCGGGACCACCCAACAGAGCGGCGCCAGCAGCAUCGACGGCCCCGGCAUCCAAGCCAGCCACACUCACUCCGUCAAAACGUUCUAA
Bombyx mandarina (wild silkworm) is the source of this 792-nucleotide messenger RNA. RefSeq lists its product as uncharacterized. NCBI's taxonomy places the organism in Eukaryota, Metazoa, Arthropoda, Insecta, Lepidoptera, Bombycidae. The record is from RefSeq and is a predicted model, not a curated record.